CCACAGUCCAGAGCGAUGGCGGUGGUCGUCCGAGUGGUUUAUUGGGCUUGUAGCCUCAAGCAUCUUGAGCUCAAGAAGAAGUUAGAAGAUGAGUUCCCCAGCCGUCUGGACAUCUGCGGUGAGGGGACCCCCCAGGUCACUGGCUUCUUUGAAGUGUUCGUAGCAGGAAAGCUGGUUCACUCCAAGAAGGGAGGCGAUGGCUAUGUGGACACGGAGAGCAAGUUUCUGAAGCUGGUGGCCGCCAUCAAAAGCUGCUUUGGCUCAGGCCCGAUGUGCCCUGAAGGCAAAGACCAGUAACUGUGGCCCAGCCCCUCCCAGCAGACGCUUCAUGACAGGAAGGACUGAAAUGUCUCUUGGAUGCCUGGUCCUUCCCUGAUGUUCUCACGGCCGCCGGUUGGAGCAGAGAUGGACACCCCUGGUCUUUGCCUGUGUGUGUGUGUGAGAGUGCGUGUGUGUCC
Odocoileus virginianus texanus is the source of this 458-nucleotide messenger RNA. NCBI's taxonomy places the organism in Eukaryota, Metazoa, Chordata, Mammalia, Artiodactyla, Cervidae. The record is from RefSeq and is a predicted model, not a curated record.